Messenger RNA from Ctenocephalides felis (cat flea), 1130 nucleotides. RefSeq names its product TATA box-binding protein-like protein 1 (gene Trf2). Gene Ontology annotation, molecular function: DNA binding; general transcription initiation factor activity. The transcript has 4 exons. The record is from RefSeq and is a predicted model, not a curated record. Lineage: Eukaryota; Metazoa; Arthropoda; Insecta; Siphonaptera; Pulicidae. Gene Ontology annotation, biological process: DNA-templated transcription initiation. The coding region runs from base 171 to 1034 and encodes 287 amino acids.
CGCUCUGAGUAAUACUUUGGUAGUAAAUAUGGCUGAACGUAAUUUUUAGUGAAUAAUCCGAUUUCAGUGUAAUGUAUUUAUUACCUAUAUGUUCGAAAUAAAAGCUGCGUUCAUUUUUUUUCCAUCUGAUAUCGCUUCUCUAAAGAUUGAAAACCGAAGUUUUGAUUCCGAUGGCGACUAUACUCCAAAAGAAUGGUGUUAAACCAUUAGCAAAUGGUAAUUCACUAGUCCAUGCCCAUGAGAUGGCUCCUAUCCAGGAGAUGCCUGUGGAACAAGUGCCCAAUGCAAUUAGUACUGCAAAUACAAAUGCAGAAAACAUGCCCCAAAUAAUGGAAGAUGAGGAACCAGAAAUAGAUAUUGUUAUAAACAAUGUGGUGUGCAGUUUUAGUGUGAGGUGCCAUUUGAAUUUACGUGAUAUUGCUUUAAAUGGUGUAAAUGUAGAAUUUAGACGAGAAAAUGGAAUGGUGACAAUGAAACUUAGAAGACCUUAUACAACAGCUUCUAUCUGGUCUUCGGGAAGAAUCACAUGCACUGGGGCUACUAGUGAAGAACAAGCUAAAAUUGCCGCAAGGCGUUAUGCAAGAUGUUUACAGAAAUUGGGAUUUCAAGUUCGAUUUCACAAUUUUCGUGUUGUUAAUGUCUUGGGCACUUGUUCCAUGCCCUUUGCAAUAAAGAUAACAGCAUUUUCAGAAAAGUUUAGAGACUGUGCAGAGUAUGAGCCAGAACUACAUCCUGGUGUAACUUAUAAAAUCAAACAACCAAAAGCAACACUUAAAAUAUUUUCAACUGGCAGUAUUACUGUAACAGCCCGAAGUGUAACUGAUGUACAACAAGCAAUUGAACACAUAUUCCCACUAGUUUAUGAGUUUAGGAAAGUUAGGACUGCAGUGGACCAAGAGGUUUGGGAUGCAAAACGUACUGCAAAAACAUUAAAAAGAAGAUAUAGUGAUACAAAAUCACCCAGUGCAGGACUGGGUAUUGAUUUGAGUGAUGAAGAUCUCAUUGAUAGUGAAGAAGUGGAUGAUUGGGAAUAAAUCGUUCAACUUAGCCUUGUCGAACCACAAGUGAUCGUAAACCAUUGCUUAUUUAUAUCAAUAAUUUAAUAAACACUUAAGGGAGCCACUGCCUAA